Messenger RNA from Naegleria fowleri, 387 nucleotides. RefSeq lists its product as uncharacterized. The record is from RefSeq and is a predicted model, not a curated record. Bases 1 to 387 code for a protein of 128 amino acids. NCBI's taxonomy places the organism in Eukaryota, Heterolobosea, Eutetramitea, Acrasida, Naegleriidae. The transcript has a single exon.
AUGAAUUCGAUACUGGAGGAUUCAUUGAGGUUACAGCCACUUGUGCAAGUUCAUUCACAACCAGGUAUCCCAAUAGACCUGAAACUUGGGAAAUCACACAUUCCUCUGUUUAUGACAAGAUUCACUCAUAUGAGUGUCAAUUACAGAUCAUUCAAAGUGUAUCCAAGAACUUUUGCACCUCCUCAACCAGCACCAUUACCAACACCAAAACCAACACCAAAACCAAUACCACCCUCCAAGCAACCUUCUGUCAUUCCAAGUCACAAUGGAACUGCAAGAACUUUAGAUGCUUCGAAGAGAUUUGAAAGUGUCAAUAGAUUUGGAAUGAUGAAUGGUCAUGUUGUUGUUGUGGUAGCAGUCGUAAUGACAGUUGAAGUAUUCUUCUAA